ACAUUUGAGAUAUACACGGAGUUUAAAGAUGGGACGUUGAUAUUUAAAUGGAUCAAUUUUUCGCCAAUUCGAAAUGAUAUAAUCAUCACUAAGGAUUCUCAGUCCGGUCCCUGGAUACCGGUGUAUGUUGACCAGUACACUGUGGAAGAUGUUAUGCAAUAUAACUCAGUCAAGAUUCAAGUACGGGAGUAUAAAGGUCCGGGUUAUAUUGAAGGUCAUACGGACUAUAUUAAGACAUAUAAUGUCAAUAAGGUUGAAUCAAAUGAGGGAGACUCAAGGAAUAUUUCAUUGACCAUUAAUGCAUUACCUGCCUCAGGAAUUUAUGGAAUAUUUCAUUCUGCAAGAAAUGGAUUGUAUUCAAAAAUAAUUCACAUAAAUGGUAGAAGAGUGCUGGUUCAGACCGAGAAGUACAUGUACCACAGUAGGCCCAGUAACUCAACUGAUAUAAUAUUUGAGGUCAGGAAUAUAACAUUAGCAGAUGCUGGACACUAUGUUGUAGGUCUCACAAAAUCUCUUGCAUUGUCUGAAGGAGAGGAUGCCGUCUUGGUUGUUAAUGGAAAGCCAACGACACCGGUCAUAAAUGGAAGCAAUUUAAUUAAUGUUAACACUAAAGCCAUUCUUGAUUGUGAAAGUAAAUCUACGUCUGCCCCGUACUAUUACAAGUUUCCACCAUUAUCGUAUUCGUGGUUUGUCAACAAGACCAAGAUAUACAGAGAGGUUAGAGAGACCUACAGUUUUAAAGUCACAAAAGAUGCUAAAUACAACCAAUACAGCUGUGAGGCAAAAGAAAUUCUUGUAUCAGAGAGAAGUGAAGAAAUCAGGAUAAACCCCUUAUAUGGUCCUGAAAGUUUGAAAAUAACCCCAAAUCAGCAAAAUGAUGACCUAAGUCUUUUUGAUGGGGAAACGUUUGGUCCAUACACCUGUUCAGCUGACUGUAACCCACCUUGUACCGUGCAGUGGAAGUAUAAACACCCAGCAGGUGGUUUCAGAGACGCUACACCAAAUAGGACGUCUGCAGUUAAUCUACCAGUACAAACAGCGAAAAAAACUAGUAUGGCGUUGAUCCGAUGUGUUGUAACAGGGAUCGAAGGCAGAAAAACAUCAGACAUCACGUUGAACAUUUAUUGUAAGUAUAAUUAUAAUAACGUCUUAAAUCUUGCAAAAUGUAAAGGGUAUUAGUCUGAAUGAACAAAAUGAUUUUAACAACCACUUUCAUAAUCAUUUUUGCAAAUAGAUUUUUUUUUGUUUAUUUCAAUAAUUUUUACAUUACAAAACCAGGCUUUAACAAGAAGCGCUUGGGCCACAUUGCUCACGUGAGCUAGGAAAAAAUACGAAUCAGAUCCGAAUUGAAAA
Saccostrea cuccullata (small rock oyster) is the source of this 1353-nucleotide messenger RNA. RefSeq names its product pregnancy-specific beta-1-glycoprotein 2-like. Lineage: Eukaryota; Metazoa; Mollusca; Bivalvia; Ostreida; Ostreidae. The transcript has 4 exons. The coding region runs from base 154 to 1179 and encodes 341 amino acids. The record is from RefSeq and is a predicted model, not a curated record.